Messenger RNA from Ceutorhynchus assimilis (cabbage seed weevil), 1475 nucleotides. Lineage: Eukaryota; Metazoa; Arthropoda; Insecta; Coleoptera; Curculionidae. The record is from the annotation of a GenBank genome assembly.
UGUGACGUGGAUUUAUUUAUUUUUAGUUUAAGGUUAUGUGAUUUGUAGUAGGAAAAUAAAACUAAAAAUGAAUAAUCUUAGUUUUUUAAUAAUAUUAGCAUUGUUUAGUAACGUUGCCGUAGCAGAAUUUUCCUCGGAGGAUUGUUGGACUUUGGGUUUCAACAAAGCCAAUUUAUUGUGUUCUUCAUGCGAACAAUUACUUAAAUUUGAUUUAGAGCUUUUAAGAGACCACUGUAGAGAAUGCUGUAGCCCAGACGAAAACGGCCAAGAAAACAAAAACUACGCCAAAGCGGUGCUGGAAGUGUGCACUUGCAAAUUCGGGGCUUACCCUCAAAUACAGGCGUUCAUUAAGAGCGACAGGCCUGCUAAGUUUCCCAAUUUACAGAUCAAAUAUGUUAGAGGAUUGGACCCCAUUAUUAAAUUGUACGACAAAGACGGUCAUUUACAAGAAACUGUGGCAAUUGAGAAAUGGAAUACCGACUCUGUUGAUGAAUUUUUGAGCACUCAUUUAAUAGACAAUGAUGAUAUGGAUUAUUUGAAAACUAAUGAAAUUUAGGAAAAUUUACUCGUUUUAAAUUAAAAAACAAAUAUAUGCUUUAAAAACAACAUAAAUUACAAUUUCAUUACUCAAUUUCUAAAGUCAUUAUCAAACCAAUUUGUAGGUGAUUUCAACUAGAAGAGAAUAAACUUCUUGGAGCACAAUUUUUCCAUUCCAAAGUUAACUGUAGAUAAACUUGUAAUUAAUAAUUGGAAAGAAGCAAAUUGCCUAAAGACAUAAAAAUUUAACAAAAGGACAAAAAUAAAACAUUAAAACAUACUUUUUCUACCAUUUAAUAUUCAAAGCAUUUGAAGCUUUUUCCACAGCAUGAUAUUGGGUAUGAAGCACUACAUUAGCCUUGUCACUAUCUUGCCCGUCCAACCAACUGUCAUACAAACUUUUCAGCACAUAAUUUUCUUCUGGGGUGGUCACUGGUAGAUUUUGGUAUAACUUUUCCAGUUUUACUGUCACUUCUUUUGCUGUUACACCUUCUCUUGGUCUCACUUGAGCUCCACCAUUCAAGCAACCUAAAAAAAAGCAUUACUUCAUCAAAAAAAGAAAAAUAGGUAUUUCAAAAGUUUAUACCUGACGGACAUGCCAUCACUUCUACAUAAUGAUAUUGCGAUUUGCCUUUUUUCAAUUUCUGAACUAAAUUUUGAAUAUUCCUAAACCCGUUGGCAAUAGCGAAUCUUAAUAAAACUUUGUUGUCUUUUUCCAAUAUAACUUCCUUAAAAUCAGGAUUCCGCAAAGCUUUAUAUUCAACAUUACCACAAGUAAUUCCGAAUAAUUCUUUUGCAGAAUUUAUAAAAAUAUAAUCAGAAUAUCCUCCCGAACCUGAGCCUAUAUGCCGAUGGAAACAUGGAGCUUCCUCGGUAUUGGUAUUUGAUAACCAAGGCUUGGAAAAUGUUGAGUUUUCCAAAGAUUUUAAAGAUAUGUU